AUGCCAGGAGAUCUGGAAAUCCUGUCACCAGAUCGACUUUUCAUUUUCAGCUCCCCCCGAACUGCUUCCAACCUGUUCAUGCGAAUUUUGGCCAGACCAGACCAGCCCAAAGUCUUCCUUGGUGAUCCUGCAGACGAGCUUGUCUUCCUUCACCCAGUAGUUCACCUAAGAGAUACUGGACUUAUGCAAAAGCCCUACGAUGACUGGACCGAUAAUGAGAAAGCAGAGCUUAAGGACAAAUUCCAACAUGCCUUCAACAAGUUACAUAAUCAUAUGGAGACCGCGCGAGCAGCGGGGAAGGUCACUGUGGUCAAAGAGCACGCGUCCUUUUUGAGCGAACCCCUCGGGCGAGAGAAGCUUAUCAACGGGAAUGGGGCCUGCACAGGAGAUCUUCCAUGGAAUGUGCAGCUGCCAGAAGAAUACAACUCGAUGCCACCGAAUCUAGCCCCGAACGAAACGGUCCUUCCCAGCGAAUUCCUUCUCACCUGUUUCCCAACUUUCCUCAUCCGCCAUCCAAUGCUUGCUUUCCCGUCCUAUUACAGGGCAUUCAAUGGUGUUAAAGAAAGGGAUACAAUACAGAUAGAGGAUAUUCAAAGCCACCUCAAGUGGACCAUGACAUUCAAAUGGACACGGAAUCUGUACGAUUGGUACACAGAUGUGUGGGCCAAAUACGGGGCAGCCCUCAAUCGGCCGAAGCCCGUUAUCCUGGAAGCAGACGAUAUUAUGGGCACUGAAGUCAUUGUUAAUUAUUGCAAGCUCGUCGGACUGGAUCCGAGGAAGUUGAAGUAUACCUGGGAGCCAGUUCGUGCCUCUGAGCUGGCUCCUCUGAGCAAACAAAUGCGGCGAAUGAAAGACACGCUCCAUGCAUCGACUGGGAUACUCAAGGAGAAGAUAUCGCAGGAUCUUACUUUGGAGGAAGAAGUUUCCAAAUGGAAGGCUGAAUUUGGAGAGAGCCAAGCUAGUCAGCUUGAAGAGUGGGUCAAGGCCGCUAUGCCUGACUAUGAAUAUUUGUGGGGGAAUCGACUUACAUUGUAG
Penicillium daleae is the source of this 1035-nucleotide messenger RNA. RefSeq lists its product as uncharacterized. The coding region runs from base 1 to 1035 and encodes 344 amino acids. The transcript has a single exon. Lineage: Eukaryota; Fungi; Ascomycota; Eurotiomycetes; Eurotiales; Aspergillaceae. The record is from RefSeq and is a predicted model, not a curated record.